GCGGCGCUCGCGGCUUUAUAAGCCGGCCGGGCGCGUAUGCGUGAGGGCCGAUUGAGAGGGGCGCUGCCGCAGCCAGAAUCCCAGCAGGAACCUGAUGGAGAAACCUGUACCUCAACCUGAGAGUCAUACGUGGAGUUGCUCUUGUACAGCCAGGAGAAGAUAUAAGGAUCAUCUAGGUGGAAGUUCAACAGGGCUAGCAGCCAGAGUGGGUGAAAUGCUAACCUCAUCUGUCUCCAGUUCUCCCCUGACCUUAGUGGGUCAUGCAGCACGGCACCCAAGCAGCCCAAACAGAGGCCAUGUCCCUGGUAGCAGCUUGAACUUAAGCAGAGACUUACUGCAACGCAGCCUGGUGCUUUUUGCUGUGGGCACUUUCCUUGCACUGGUGCUAAACUUACUGCAGAUUCAGAGGAAUGUAACCCUGUUCCCUGAGGAAGUUAUCUCUACAAUCUUCUCUUCUGCCUGGUGGGUGCCCCCUUGCUGUGGGACGGCAGCAGCUGUUAUUGGCCUGCUGUAUCCUUGCAUUGACAGCCAUCUUGGUGAACCUCACAAAUUCAAACGAGAAUGGGCAAGUGUAAUGCGAUGUAUCGCCGUCUUCGUUGGCAUUAACCAUGCAAGUGCUAAAUUGGAUUUUGCGAACAACAUCCAGCUUUCCCUGACCCUUGCAGCUUUGUCGCUGGGCCUCUGGUGGACAUUUGAUCGCUCAAGAAGUGGUCUUGGUCUUGGGAUUACAAUUGCUUUUGUAGCAACUCUGAUUACACAGUUUCUGGUUUAUAAUGGAGUUUAUCAGUAUACAUCUCCAGAUUUCCUUUAUAUCCGGUCUUGGCUACCAUGUAUAUUUUUCUCAGGCGGUGUGACUGUAGGAAACAUAGGACGGCAACUUGCUAUGGGUGUUCCUGAGAAGGCUCACAGUGACUAAAUAACCGGGUCUGACUUGUAUUUGUGAAAGCAAAAAAAGGAUCAGUUCAAGCUAGGAUUUUUCGUCUUGAAUUACCAGCAUGAGCUCCCGAAAUCUGGGAAAGAAUGAACUCACCAUAAAGUGGCCAAGAGGUUACCUUGAUUUAUUUCUGAGAAGUUUCUGAGUUUGACUGUUUGGUGGAAAAAGUUCAGCACGGACUUUUCAUUCACAAUAAGCCGAACCUUAAUGGCUGUCCUUCCAAGUCCUUGAAACAGCUGCCAUUUUCAAAGCUUGAAGCAAAUCUUAAUUCUACCCAUACCCAAAGACAGUUGCUUGGUAUGGCAUGGUGGAGUAGUGUAAUAGUAUUUCUCCAAGUAUCGUUUAUCCUGUGAUUGCUUUUAAGGGGACCUGAAAGAAAGAACCAUUGCUGUAUAAAGAAAUAAGGGCCCAGGUCUUAGAGAAGAGGCUUUCACAGAUCCUCCUACUGUAAAAGGGCUAGCACAGGAAUAUUACAUUGAUUUAUGUCUUAAGCACCUGGCUUCUUGAGGUGAGGAGCAAAUCAUCUUGGAAAACCAACAAUUUGUUAGCUGCUUGGCUGUUUUAUGGCUCCCUAUAUCACUUCUCUUGGAAACACGCAGCCAAAAUUUACAUUUUUCCAAGAGAUGGCCUACUGGUUCUUUAGACAGGAUGAAUUUAGAUGGGUCCUUACUGACUUCACGAAUAAGUGUGUCUUCAUUACACUAUAUCAUGAAGAAGAGGACAUUUUUGCGGGAUACUUGUUAAAUUCUCUGGGAAUUGGGCAGGUUUCAGAGCAGAAACAGUACUUGCCAUGAAAAGAACGGGGAAAGUUAAUAGUGUUAGUUAAAGUCUCUUGUAAAUGAUCUCUUGUCUGAAUUUCUGAAGAGAUCACUGUGUUCUUGAUUUUGCAAAUUUGCAGAACUUGCAAUCUGUGAUUGCUUUAUACGGAAAAGUGCUAAUGUCACUGCAUUAAAUAUCUGGUAUACUCAACUAGUUCCAGGGUGAGCACAAUAGUUAGUUCAAUACUAUAAGUCACCACUGACCUAAUGAGCGGGUGUUAAAUUUCAAAAUUUAAAGUGCAAUGUACAGCUGAAUGGAAUCUGAGCCUCGUAGUAUCCUCUUUAAUAUCUCCAGCAAACAAUAUUAAAGAGAAAAAAGUUUUGAACUUAUUUAAUGCUUUAUGAAAGCAAACAUCAGCAAUAAUCUAACUAGUGUUGCUAGUUUGCAUCCUUUACUAAACUCUUGAGAAAUACUCCACUCCUGUGGCUCUAAUUGCAAAACAGAGCUCAUGCUGCAUUAUCAUUCAACUUCAGGCACUUUUGCUUCCAGUUUCGUUCAGCUUCCAGUCCAAUCAGAAGGUUCAAGUUUUAGACCAAGCAGAAGAAGUUGGGGAGCUCCAGAUAAUUUUCAAACCAUUUCCCAUCAUCUUUAAUCAUGCUGCCUGGUGCAGAUGACAACUGAGAGCCGAAAACAUCUGCGGAGUCACUAGUUUCCCCGAUGAGUUUUAGAUAAGCUGAAGAAUCUUCUCCAGGUUUUGUCCCAAAACAGCAUUUUUCCAAAUGGGAUCCUUUUCCAACUUUAUUUUCUGGUCUCCCCCACUGAACAGCAGUUUGGGAGGCAGCAACACAAAAUCCUCCAAGGAUGCAGCUGUGGGUUAGGAGACUCACAACAAUAUCUGGAGAAGACUUCGAUUCCCUUCUUAAACUAACCAGUUUGUGGUGAAUGAGAAAGCAAAAGUGAUUUGCUCAGGGAAGGUAAUAUUCCCUGAUACAGUUACUUUCCACAGUCCUAGGUCCUUUUUUGCCUUUCUGGGGACAUUAAACCUGAGAUGUCACCAUAGAAUUUUUUUUUCCAAGUAGUAAUUAAAUUCAGGUGCUGGAAAAAGCCUGCCAAAAACAGAAGGCUAGUUUUCUAAAUUCUAGAAUUUAUUGUCUUAUUUUGGAACCAGGAAAAGGUUUUGAGAUUCCCUCUGUUCUCAGAGUACACCCAUACAGCAUGUUAAUGCAAAGGAGAAGGAUACCAAUAAUUCCAGAAUCAUUUCUCUUCCAGCUCAGGAGUCUCCAAACCUGGCAACUUUAAGACCCGUGGAUUUCAACUUCCAGAAUUCCUCAGUCAGUCAUGCUCCACAUGUCUUAAAGUUGCCAAGUUUGGAGAUAGCUCCUGCUCCUUUAAAAAGGAAGUAAGCAGAAAGGAUAAGAGUUCAGAGGCUAUAUAGGUGGAUGAGGAUAGAGCCUCCCCUCCCCCCUCUUUGGUUUGACUAGGUUAUUGAAAUAUUUGAAUGCUUGUGGAUCACUUCCAAAGUGAAUUUUUGAAUUUGCUCACCUCAGCAUCAAACUUGUUUGGAAAGCAUAUUAAUCAGCUUUUUGUUUGUUUUUCCUUAAACAAAGUGGCAGUUUGGGGGGGGGGGGAAAAGAAGCUUCAAGCACUAUAGAGUAAAUGGGUUUAUUCUGAAGAGGUUACAUUGCAAUCUGUGGUAUUUUUGAGUAGUAAAUUAUAGGCUGCAGCUUUGAAGCCUGGUUUUUCAUUUUCCACUGUUUCUUUAAAGUGUAUUGAUUCACUUCUUAUAUAAUCCCGUUUAAAUGGUAUUAUCUGAGUAUGCUCUAACAUGUAUGUGCAAGAUGAAAGCCACUAUGUCCUCUAAAUUUAGUUUUGAGGUUGCACACAGGAAAACUACCUUCCUGUAAUACCUUACUACCAGAUGUAAUUAAGAAAAUGGACAAUUGUAAUUGUAAAUAUGUAAUCAUGAAAUCAGAUAUUUAAUUUGUAAAGUUUAUUUGUCAAUCUGUGUUUUGAGAUGACAGCCAAGUUCAAUCUUGCCAAUACUUGUAAGUAUCUGAACCAAAGUGAUCAGAGUUUGUGUUACAAAGAAAAGCGUGUUUUUGUGGGGGAGGGGAAUUGCGCUGUAUUCCAGAUAAGAAUCCUUUGAUUCUCAAAUUUGGUAGAUUUUUCAACUGUGUGUAUUUGUGUGGAUUUUUUUUUUAAUCCAUUAAAGGUUUUGACCAUUUAGUUCCUG
Messenger RNA from Thamnophis sirtalis, 3926 nucleotides. It is a transcript of the gene INSIG1, whose product is annotated as insulin induced gene 1. NCBI's taxonomy places the organism in Eukaryota, Metazoa, Chordata, Lepidosauria, Squamata, Natricidae. The record is from RefSeq and is a predicted model, not a curated record. Gene Ontology annotation, cellular component: SREBP-SCAP-Insig complex; endoplasmic reticulum. Gene Ontology annotation, biological process: cholesterol biosynthetic process; SREBP-SCAP complex retention in endoplasmic reticulum; cellular response to insulin stimulus.